CCAGAAUAUCACAGCCACAACCAUGGAUCAGGCUUGAUUUAUCCUCCAACAAAGCCUCGUCAACCCGCCUCUGCACCCUACAUCGGGGCAACACACGCUCCGAGAACACGACCAUGGAGCCUACAUCUCAGGAAGAUAAACAGGCGGCCCUGCCCACAGGAAUAGCUAGAAAGCCUAUUCCUAUCAAUACUAUCCCGGAUGCAGCACCGCCAAAACUGCAAUCGAAGAGCUCAUUCGCCCCUCUAGCCUAUCUGGCUUUCACAUUAUUAGCGACUACAGUUCUGAGCUGGCGAUGGAUAUUAUCUGGAACCCCAUUUCUGGCCUGUUCGCUGGCAAUAGGCGAGUGGAAUGGAAAGCGCGUCUUUCCACUGAUACCACUAUGGGCAAUUUUCAUGAUUAUAUGCGUGACAUACGUGGUGGCUUCCACCUCCUGGGUUCUGUAUUGGGGCUUUGCCGCAGCCUGCUACACCGCGCUCUCGCUGUCUUGCCUCUUCCAGUUCAGGUUCGCCGCAAAAAUCGUACGACGUUACCUCAAAAACAUUUUGCAUGAAUGCCACAUUGUCCAGGACUCCAUCAGCCUGUUCGAUCUGCCGGCUCUGGAAAUCGACAAGGACACCGUUGGACUGUUCGUCGUUCGGGGCCUCACGUUUUCGCUGUCCACCUUGACGGCCACCGCUUACGGGAUUGAAGUCGGGGUUAAGCUUGACGAUGAUAUGGAGCUGUCGAUACAAACGGACAAGGUCAUCGUUGCGCUGUUCCGUCGAAUUCAGAUUGGGGAUGUCUAUGCAAAUGUCAAAGGCCGCGACGAAAUGACUUUCAAAGAAGUGCGACAGUUUCCGAAUGAGCGCGAUAUGUCCAAGGAUACUCUCAUUGCAAGGGAUACCCCUCUAUUGAAGGCAGCUUACGCUUCAGCGAAAAAUGGCUUCUCGGAAAUUCAGGAAGAGCUUGGCGAUGCGGUUGAGCGCCCUGGACCGGAUGGCCAGCUUGUUCGGAAACUAUCGCCGGACGAAGAGAAGGCUCGCAUCGAAGUGGACAAGUUCACCCGACAUAUAUUGAAUACGAGCACCAGCCACAUUGCUCAAGAGAUGCUGAAAAGGACUGCGAAAGAGCGCGACGUCGAUGGCGUUCUUGACUCCGACAAUAACCUCCGUGCAGCUGUUUGUGCCCAAGUUCACGAACAACCGACCGUGAUGCAUCCUCCUACCAAAUCGAUACGACUCACGACGCUUUCGCAUAACAAGCAUCCGAACUUUAAGAAGUUCCUACAUCGCCUGCCACUCCUGUACCGCCUCCUCCUCAAUCCGAUCAGUUAUUUCCAUCCUAUUCACAUCAGAUCUGUCACAUCAGCUGGCUCUGGAAAGUGGUUUGUCUCGCUCAUGAAGGACCACUUCUUCAAGCACUAUUCCCAAUCAGACGCCGAGGUCCGGCGUUUAGAGAGUCGCAUAUCGGCUUGGCUUGCGGAUGCGAAUUUUGCAGUAGGCCUUACCGACCUGUUCUGUACAGCACACGUACCGGUUGAUACAGACUAUGACAUUGAAUGUAAAUUCAAAAUUGGAGAUCUCAUGGCGCACAGGACACUUCCGGAGGCAGUCAGCCUUACGCAGGUCGUGCAUCUUGGAGGAGCGGAUGCAACCUUUGUUCUUCCCUCGUAUCUCCUUCCUCACCAUGAACACCUGUUCCCGCCUAUCUUAACCGAUUUCGACGAGAUGAGAAUGGAGCAAGAGAUCGAAGAAAUGGCUGGCACACCUCAAGCUGUUCGAAUGAAGAAGGAUCUUGAGAGACGCCGGAAGGAUGAGACUUGUAUGAAAAUCGCGGUUCAUGGACAUCUCCCUGCGCUUUUCGAUCAGGAGCUACUCAACUUUGUUGCUGCUACUGUGAAGGCGACAAAGGUCAUCGAGGUCGAGAAAGGGCACGAAGAACUUGUCCUUAAGCGGGCGGAAACUGACAAGCUUGAAAUGGAGGUCCGUAGAGUGGACUCUAUAGCUUCAGAGAGUGUCACGUCGGAUCAGACGAGCAUGUCUUCGAAUGAAUCCGACGCCGCAACGACCGGAUCGCAAGCCUCGGUUCCAGCUUCCACGCAAUCUACAGCUUCCAACCGUAAUGCCGCAUGGAAAGCGGGGAUGGCGAAGACCUUCAAAGGUAUGAACACUAAGAUUCAGGACGGUUGGAGGAAGGCUGGAAUCCAGACGGUCAAUGUCGUUGCAAACGACAGGUGGAUUGCGAGCAUAGUAGGAAAGAUUAUGCGGAAGAUGGAGAAGGCGCAAGGCGACGUGGGAUACUCAGGGCUGAUCGCUAUGCCGAUGACAGAGUACAGGCAAAAAGCCGAGUCGGAGAGCAAACUGCUGCCUUGA
Messenger RNA from Paraphaeosphaeria sporulosa, 2351 nucleotides. RefSeq lists its product as uncharacterized. NCBI's taxonomy places the organism in Eukaryota, Fungi, Ascomycota, Dothideomycetes, Pleosporales, Didymosphaeriaceae. The coding region runs from base 114 to 2351 and encodes 745 amino acids. The transcript has 2 exons. The record is from RefSeq and is a predicted model, not a curated record.